UUAUAUAUGUAAUUUCCUGGUGACAGAAAUGGCACUCAUUAGGUGGAAUGGCCCAGGUGUUUUUCUCUUAUAUUGGCUAAUAGUUCAUGCACACACACAUUUUGUCUCUCCAUACAUAAGACCUUUUUUUUUAUAAGUGUGAACAAUUAGCCAGCCAAUCUCCACACAGGAGGCGGAGCUUGUCUGAAUACAGGUGUGCAAAGAUAUCACCUGCCUCAGUGCAGCUCGCGCUCAGCUCAACAGGUGAGCUGACUAAAUCCAUGUGCACAUAUGGGCUGAAUGAGAAGGAAGACUGUCUCUGAACCCGGUUUAACCCCUCGGACUGACCCCUCUGGUGUCCCCCGGAGCGAUGGCUCUGUCCCAACUGCAGUGUCUGGACGACAACCACGUCAACCUGCGCACCAACGAGUCCAAGCCGGAGUUCCUGUACAGUGAGGAGCAGCGGCUGGCGCUGGAGACGCUGCUGGAUGGAGGACGGGAGCUUUUCCAGGAGUUCCUGAAGAGCAGCAGCGCGCGGAGCUUCCUCUCGGAGCUGGAGGUGACCCGGUUCACCGGCUCGGUGGAGGUGUUCUGCCCGGACGGCCCGGUGCGCGCCGGCGGGGACGCGGAUGAAGCGCACGGCUCGCUGCAGUACUGGCCGGACCGCUCCGACACCUCCCUCCCGGAGCUGGACAUGGGCUGGCCGGACAGCGGGGCCUACCGGGGGGUCACCCGCGCGCACGUGUACGCGCAGCCGCCUCUGGAGGGGGACGCGCACAUUAAAGAAGUUGUGAGAAAGUCGAUUGCGCAGGCGCAGAAGGUCAUUGCUGUUGUUAUGGACUUGUUUACAGAUGUGGACAUCUUUCAAGAUCUCUUGGAUGCGAGCUUGAAGCGUAAGGUGGCCGUCUACAUCAUACUGGAGACUACUGGAGUUCCACACUUCCUGCAAAUGUGUGAGAGAGCCGCCAUGCACACUGGACACCUUAAGAAUCUGAGAGUGCGCAGCAUCAGAGGAGCAGAGUUCUUCACUCGCUCAUCAAAGAAGAUCUGUGGCACCCAGAGUCAGAAGUUCAUGUUUGUUGAUGGAGAUAAAACUCUGUCAGGGUCGUACAGUUUCACCUGGACUGCCUCCAGACUGGACAGAAACAUCAUCACCAUGCUCACAGGCCAGGCUGUGGAUGCGUUUGAUAAGCUGUUUCGGGAGUUAUAUGCAGUGUCUAAUGGUGUGAACCUGAGCAAGAUCAAACUGGACAAUGAGCCCACGACAGAGCCAGCUCCACAGUCAGCUCCCGCUCUACUGCCCUCGUCCACCAUGGCCCUCAGACUCAUCAAUCCAAAAUACGCUCUGGUCUCCAGUGGUGCUACUGCCAACAGCAACAGUACACCACAGGCACCUGAGCCAAGACUGGCCAAAAACAGCAGUGUUAAACAUGUGAAAGAGCUGCCAGAGCCUCCACCUGUUCACCCUGGACUCCUUCACCUGGAGAAAGCCAACAUGAUCGAAUACCUGCCUGUCUGGCCUGAGCCUGACCCGCCGAGCGAUGUCAUUGGGUUUAUUAAUAUUAGAGACUAUAAUAAGCCAUUGCAAGCCCACCUCAUGCGUUCAGAACUGUUUGAGGUUUCUCAGGCCAUCCGAUUUAAGGACCCCUUUCAGGUGCCAGAGAAGCCUCUGAUUGAGAGAGCUUCUCUUCAACCCAAAGUGGUGGAGUCCUCUAGCUAUCCUCUAGCUAAUGAGCUAAUUAAUGAGCAGCCUAUUAGUAUACAACCUCAAACUAGCCUAGAGGAAAAAAACAGGCACGCUAGACCUCUAGACUCAGUAGAAUUGCCGCUCAGUAGCCCAAAUGAGCAGACCUCUGGAUUUCUGUCUUCCAGUAAUCAGAGCAAGAAGGACUCAGCUCUGGUUCAUGGUCUGGAGAAGCUAAUGGACACAUCACUUUUGCCAAGAGAAGAAAUCCAUGCUUUCAGUACAAAGCCUGAACCUCUAAAGGCAGAAUCCAAACUGUCAAUACUGGAUCCCAAAACAACACAUACCCCAACAGUGCACUUUGAAACAACCUCAGUCCAGCAAACCUUGGAUACACCAACAGAGAUCCCAAAAUACGCCUCCAACUUCUCCUCCACAUCAGACGAAUACUUUGAAUGUAGCGACUUUCUUACUGUUGACUCUGAAUUUGAAGGUAUGGUCAAUAAGGUGCGACCUGAUUCCAGACUUUCAGAGCAAGACUGUCAUACAGAUGACUGUAGUAAAACUGUCACACAGUCCCAGCCCUACAUAUCGCUACAGCUCCAGCAGUUAGCAUUAGCAGCAAUCUCAUUUACUCAUGAGUCAGGCCCUCAGAGCCUGAACGAGCAUAAAACAGAUGUGACGAAAGAUCCACAAGAAGGACCACAAGAACAGUGUGUUGGUCAGUGUGAUGCAACAGGGAUGGCAUUGCACAGGGGGUUGGAUAAAACUGAGGCUAAACAUGAGGCAGGUUUUGAGCUCCAAGCUGAUAGAUUGUCUGAAGAGCAUGGAUCUGGCCAUGAGAGCCAGAAAGAACCAGAUGAGCCACAGCAACCAUCUGGAAUACAAACACAGUGUGAUGAUCAAUCUGUAGCAGGAAUGGAAUUUCACUGGGAAUCUGAUAAAACUGAGACAGGGUUAGAGAUCCAAGCUGAUAGAAAGUCUGAAGAGCAUGAAUCAGGUUGUGAGAGCCAGAAAGAACCGGAUAAACCUCAGCAACCAUCUAAAAUACAAACACAGUGUGAUGCUCAACCUGCAGCAGGGAGGGCAUUUCACUGGGACUCGGAUAAAACUGAGGCUAAACAUGAGGCAGGUUUAGAGAUCCAAGCUGAUGAAAUGUCUGAAGAGCUUGAAUCAGGCCGUGAGAGCCUGAAAGAACCAGAUGAGACACAACAAACAUCUGGAAUACAAACACAGUGUGAUGAUCAACCUGUAGCAGAGAUGGCAUUUCACUGGGAGUCGGAUAAAACUGAGACACAGUUAGAUAUCCAAGCUGAUAGACUGUCUGAAGAGCAUGAAUCAGGCUGUGAGAGCCUGAAAGUACCAGAUGAACCUCUUCAACCAUCUGGAAUACAAACACAGUGUGAUGCUCAACCUGUAGCAGAGAUGGCGUUUCACUGGGAAUCAGAUCAAACUGAGACAGGGUUAAAGAUCCUAGCUGAUGUACCCUCUGAAGAGCUUGAAUCAGGUUGUGAGAGCCAGAAAGAACCAGAUGAACCUCACCAACCCUCAGGAAUACAAACACAGGAUAAAACUGAGACAGGUUUAGAUAUCCAAGCUGAUGGACUGUCUGAAGAGCUUGAAUCAAGCCAUGAGAGCCUGAAAGAACCAGAUGAACCUCAUCAGCCAUCUGGAAUACAAACACAGUGUGAUGCUCAAUCUGUAGCAGAGAUUACAUUUCACUGGAAGCCAGAUAAAACUGAGACAUGUUUAGAGACCCUAGCUGAUAUAUUGUUCAAACCCAAACCCCCUCCAAAAGAUCAUCAUCAUGAAGUUCAAGAUGAUAGCUCAGUGCUAGCACAUGAGAUCAAUCCAUUGGAAGCUAACCUACUUAAAGGUUACACUGAUACACAGGCAGCAUGUAAAGAAAAGGUGGAAGGCCUAGAUAGGGAAAAUGAAGAACCUCCACAACAAGAAUUAGACCAUAAAGAACAUUCAGUAGUAAAUUAUACACUUGGCUUUAAACCUGUGGAAGCAAAUAAGUCUCAAUUAGCAGAUAAUGAGUUGGUUUCCAAGUCAGUGCUGCAGGCUAAAGACUCAUCACCUGAUUACGUAAAAUGUAAUGACUCCCCUACUGUUGACUCUAGAUUUAAAAGCAUUUUCAGUGUUAUGCUGAAUGAUUCUGGACCUACAGAGCAAGACAGGCACCCAGAUGACUUUAGUAAUACUGUAAAACACACUCAGGCAUUCAUAUCACUACAGCGCAAACCCCGAGCAUUAGCAGCAAGUUCUUAUGAGCAUGAGUUAGGCCAUGAAAGCCUGAAACCAAUGGAUGAGCCUCAGCAUCCAUCUGGACUACAAAAACAAUCUGAAGCAACAGGGAAAGCUGAUCAACAACAGGUUCAAGGAACUCAAAGUGAUGGCUCAACUCUAGAACCAGAAAGCAAACCAUACAAAGUUAACCCAUUGGAAGCUAACACUGAUACACAGGAAGCAUCUGAGGAAAAGGUUGAAUGUCUCAAUAAGAAAAGUAAAGAACUUCAAUCACAAGAAUUAAGUCACGUAGAACAUACUGUAGUAAAUAAUAUACUUGGCCUCAAACCUGUAAAAGCAAAUAAGUCCCUAUUAGCUGAAAACGAGCUGCUUUCUAGAUCAGUGCUGCUGCAAGCUAAAGUAUCAUCUCCAGUCAUAGUUGUCCAGACCAAAACCGAGUCACAGUCCAUUGUGUUCUCAGACCGAAUGAAAGAAGUGCCUCAUCAACUGCAUCCAAGAUUCAAGGACACAUCUAACCUCAGUCCUGCCAUUAAGGUGAAUGACGUCAGACACACCAGAACCCAGCAGAAAGUAGCUUCUCUUCGGGCCGCUUUCGAGAGGGCUGAAAGGGUAGAGAAAAAUAACUGCUAUCUCCCGCCACAGUUCACUGAUCUCACUGAUACUGAAGAACCGUUUAUUCAAAAGUCAGUGGAAGUAGAAGAUGUCCACAGCUUUGUGCCAGAGCUGAAGGAGAAUGCAGAAGAGGAAACUGUGGACAGCAAGGACAGAGCUGAAACAUAUGUACACAAGACUCUGGCUGGUCUAAACUUUACACAGCACAAUGCUGAUGAACAUUCUUCAGCAAAUAAGCAAAAGGUCUCUCUGGAAGUUCUGGGUAGGGUCGAACCAGUAGGGGAACAUACCUCUAUGUAUCAUGAGCACAGGAUCCAGCCUGAGGCAAAAACAAAGUUAGAAGGAGAAGUGAGAAAGGUUCAUAGACCCUCGUCCAAACAUAUUCGGACACUACAAGAGGCCAGAGCUGGUCCAGUUAAACCAUCUGCCACCAAACAGCACAGCAGUAAUCAUCCUUCUGCACCCAAUCGAUCUGCUGCAGCCACAACAGCAGCUCAGAAUUAUCUACAUGGAAAACAGUUGGGGCAGAACCGGGCUGUUAAUGCUCUACCCACGCUUUCAGACAAGCUCUUUACCAGACGCUCUGCUCCCACCAGGGCAAGCCAGAGUCCGCUCAGACACUCCCGGACAGACCCUUCACCGGGCCGCAUCAGCGCCUCCACAAAACAGCCUCAGGCCCAGCAGGACAAAACCAAAGCCAUCCAAUUAGGCCAGUCCAGCUCCAGGCAGCGCUCUGCGUCCACUACAGACGAUAGCCCUUUAUCUACUGCAGCGUUAUUCCUCAGAAGAGUGAGGAGCCUUAAAAGAGAAAACGACAGAGUUCCACCCAAAGAGAACCGAAAAUGAGUAUUAAGUAGAAUGAACAAUAAUUAUCAUUGUAGUGUUUAUUUUUUUCUGUAACAUUUUAUUUAAAGGCUAUCGACACAGAGGAAUAUUUAUGAAAAGCUUAUGACAGUACUCACAACAGGACAUAAGAUGCAUGCAUGCAUACUGUACAUACACCAAUCAAACAUAACAUUAUUACUACCUCCUUUCUCCUAGACUCUUUAUCCAAUUUUCCGCUCCACCGAUCAUAUAUAAGCAGUAUGUACUUCUAUAAUUACAGGUCAUAAUCUUAUGCUUGUAUCUGUGUAUAUCGUCGCUAUCCAAUUAAAAAGCAACUUUACAGGAGAGAGAAAAAACCCUCUAAACUUUCAAUAGAAGUCAAUGUGAAAAGAGUUAAUUUCAGGUCAUUUUGAUGUAAUUCUAAUGGUUCAUUCAUCAAGAAAUUUUGGCAGAGUGUAAGGGUUAGUUUGUCUGUUUAAAGUAUGUAGUAAACUAAAAAUCGACAAAAAUGGAGAUACUUGUUUUUCAUUGGACAGCGACGAUAUACAAUAAAUGUAUAUAAAAAUAAAUAUCAUAAUCAACACUCAUA
Astyanax mexicanus (Mexican tetra) is the source of this 5942-nucleotide messenger RNA. It is a transcript of the gene sack1ga, whose product is annotated as family with sequence similarity 83 member Ga. The transcript has 5 exons. NCBI's taxonomy places the organism in Eukaryota, Metazoa, Chordata, Actinopteri, Characiformes, Acestrorhamphidae. The record is from RefSeq and is a predicted model, not a curated record. Bases 350 to 5374 code for a protein of 1674 amino acids.